Molecule: messenger RNA, 252 nt
Organism: Penicillium vulpinum
Lineage: Eukaryota; Fungi; Ascomycota; Eurotiomycetes; Eurotiales; Aspergillaceae
Exons: 2
Coding region: 1-252 (83 amino acids)
Source: RefSeq, a predicted model, not a curated record
AUGCCCGGGCCAUCAUCGCCAGACCAGACGGCAGGAUCCUAUCAAUGGCCUGAGUUGUUGUUGCCGGAAGUCAAUCAACGUGAAUUCCAACAACACACCGCCAACGACACCGCCAACGACACUGCCAACGACACUGCCAACGACAACAAGAACGACAACAAGAACGACAACAAGAACGACAACAAGAACGACAACGCGAAAGGCAAAGGCAAUAUCAUUUUCAACGCCAACAAAAUUCAAAUCCAACACUAG